Messenger RNA from Hibiscus syriacus, 3453 nucleotides. RefSeq names its product receptor-like protein kinase HERK 1. NCBI's taxonomy places the organism in Eukaryota, Viridiplantae, Streptophyta, Magnoliopsida, Malvales, Malvaceae. The coding region runs from base 670 to 3171 and encodes 833 amino acids. The transcript has a single exon. Gene Ontology annotation, biological process: protein autophosphorylation. Gene Ontology annotation, molecular function: ATP binding; transmembrane receptor protein tyrosine kinase activity. The record is from RefSeq and is a predicted model, not a curated record. Gene Ontology annotation, cellular component: plasmodesma; plasma membrane.
UAUUUCCUUUUCCCAGUCACCGUUGAGAAACCCCCACUAGCAGUAUGGAGAGUAAACAAUCUUUAUGUUACUUUAGUUUCAAUAAACUCUUCUACCCACCCCCAUUAAAACCCACACUAAAAAGCUCUCUCCUUAAAUUUCCAAACUUUAAAUAUUCCCUUAUCUCUUCUCUGCCAUUGUUUUGGUUCUACUCGUUUUACAUCCAAAGGCUGAUUUACCAUUCCAGAAAUUUACAUUUGAACAGUCUUUUUGUGCGUGUUAUUAUUAUUACUUGUGCUGCUUAUUUAUAUCUUUCUUUCACCACCAUUAGACUAUUUGUUUCCUGUUUAUUUAAGAACAUGAACAAAAAUGGGAAAAGAAAACAUAAAAACUAGGAGCGUAUCAAGGAAACUCUGCAAAAAUCCGAAAUAGCUGCGUAAAAGAUUUCAUCUGUAUGCCAGGGGGCUCCUCUCAUCUUCUCUGAACUUCAAAGGUUCCAUCUUUCAUUUCUUUGAUUCAGUUCCUUUGCUAUUUUAUUGUCUUCCCUUAUUAAGAUCUCUUGGUUGUUUUUUUAUCUGUAUUAUUGUUUGCUAUUUAUCAGUUGUUUAUCUAAGAACCCAGGAUUUUGGUGCCUGUUAAGCACAAAUAAGAUUCAAACUUUGGCGUUCUGUUACUUGAUAGGAUUUUGCGAUGAUGGGUUGUAAGAUGUUUGAAUUGCUUUUCUGGGUUUCAUCAGUCCUAUGUUUUGCAUGCUCUGCUAGAGGGUUUAAACCUGCAGACAACUACCUUAUUGAUUGUGGAUCACCUAAUAAUAACACAAUAGGUGGUCGAGUUUUCAUGGCUGAUGAGUUUGCCUCUAAAUUCCUUUCUGCACCACAAGGUGUUGUUGGAAACACUUCAAAAUCGAUUACCUCUUCCGCUGUUUCACGGCUCUAUGAAACAGCAAGAAUCUUUACCGGUGUAUCUGAGUACACUUUUUCUAUCAGCCAAGGAGGAAGACAUUGGAUUCGCCUUUAUUUCUAUCCAUUUGUUUAUGCUAGUUAUGAUUUGAGGUUGGCUAGGUUCGACGUAUCCACUGAAAACCAUGUCCUUCUCAGCAGUCUCAGUGUUGGAGCACCUCUUGUCAAAGAAUUCUCUGUUAAUGUAACCACCAACAGCCUCACAAUCACAUUCACUCCUUCAGAGAAUUCAUUUGCUUUUAUAAAUGCUUUAGAAGUUGUUUCGGCCCCUGAUCGGCUCAUUCUGGACGAUGCUCGUACCGUUAAACCGUCGAUGGGGUUCCAAGGCUUGAUGUGGCAGGCACUAGAGACGGUUGCUAGGGUGAAUAUGGGAGGACCGAUGGUCUCCUUCGACAACGAUACACUUUCUCGGACAUGGGUGCCUGAUCAGAGUUUUCUUAUUGAAAAGAAUCUUGCCUCAAGUGUAUCGAAUAUUAGAUCUGUUAAGUAUGUUGAUGGUGGAUCAACACCAGAGAUUGCUCCAGCUUCUGUUUAUGGUACCUGCACCAAGAUGAACUCCUUAGGCGAUCCUAAUAGCAACUUCAAUGUGACCUGGGAAUUCAAUGUGGAUCCGGGAUUUCAUUACCUUGUUAGGUUUCAUUUUUGUGAUAUUGUCAGCUAUUCUCUUAAUCAGCUGUAUUUCAAUGUUUUCAUUGACUCCUCUAUGGUUGUUCGGGACCUUGAUCUCAGUACUUACUUGGUUAAUGUUUUGGCUGCUGCAUAUUAUAUGGAUUAUGUUACAGAUUCAGCCGUAACGAAUAAGCUUCGAGUAAGCAUCGGUCCAUCGGAUUUACAUGAUGUUUACCCUGAUGCUAUACUAAAUGGGCUUGAAAUCAUGAAAUUGAACAAUUCAUAUGGCAGCCUUACAGGCUCGGGAACUGCGAGUACUUCUCGUUCAAGUUCAAAGAAGAAAGUUGGCGCUAUAGUCAGUGUUAGUGUUGGGGUGGCUUUUGGAGUGCUGUUGGCAGGAGUUUUGUUUAUGUUCUGGAGACAAAGAAGACAACUGGCAUGCAGGAGGGAAUCGAAGACAUGGGUUCCUUUUUCAACUAAUGGAGGAACUUCACACACCAUGGGGAGCAAAUACUCCAAAGGAACGACUGCCAGUCUCAAUUCGAAUACAGGGUAUCACAUUCCUUUCCUAGCUGUUCAAGAAGCCACCAAAAACUUUGAUGAAAGUUGGGUUAUUGGGAUCGGAGGUUUUGGUAAGGUGUACAAGGGAGAGCUGAAUGAUGGUACAAAAGUAGCUGUUAAAAGGGGAAAUCCCCGGUCCCAACAAGGACUUGCCGAAUUCCAGACUGAAAUUGAGAUGCUAUCCCAGUUCCGCCACCGCCAUUUGGUGUCUUUGAUCGGUUAUUGUGAUGAAAAGAAUGAGAUGAUAUUGAUUUAUGAAUAUAUGGAGAAUGGGACACUCAAGAGUCAUCUGUAUGGCUCAGGCUAUCCAAGUUUAAGUUGGAAACAAAGGCUUGAAAUAUGCAUUGGAGCAGCUAGAGGACUCCAUUACCUUCAUACAGGCUAUGCUAAAGCAGUUAUUCACCGUGAUGUGAAGUCUGCGAACAUUUUACUUGACGAGAAUCUCAUGGCCAAAGUUGCUGAUUUCGGGCUGUCAAAGACGGGUCCUGAAAUUGAUCAAUCUCAUGUCAGUACAGCUGUGAAGGGAAGCUUCGGGUACUUGGAUCCAGAAUAUUUCAGAAGGCAACAACUGACGGAGAAAUCCGAUGUGUAUUCGUUUGGAGUGGUUUUGUUUGAAGUUCUUUGUGCUAGGCCAGUGAUAGACCCAACUCUCCAAAGGGAAAUGGUAAAUCUAGCUGAAUGGGCAAUGAAAUGGCAGAAAAGAGGACAGUUGGUGCAAAUAAUUGACCCUAAUCUCAAAGGAAACAUCAAGCCUGAUUCCCUUAGGAAGUUUGGAGAAACUGCUGAGAAAUGCUUAGCUGAUUUUGGAGUGGACAGGCCCUCCAUGGGGGAUGUCUUAUGGAACCUGGAGUAUGCUCUUCAACUUCAGGAGGCUGUCGUUCAAGGCGAUCCCGAAGACAACAGUAUGAACAUGAUCGGCGAUCUUUCUCCGCAAAUUAACGAUUUCAGUCAGCUUGAUCCCACUGUUUCGUCUGCUCGGUUUGAACUGUCAAGUGUAGAUGACCUCUCAGGUGCUUCAAUGAGUAAAGUGUUCUCGCAACUGGUGAAGUCCGAAGGCAGGUGAAUAUAUGAUAUAUAAAACAAAUGAUUAUAUGGUUUUCGCUGAUCCACCAAUGCUUGCAACAUCCUAGUAGAUAAACUAAAUUUUCUUUACUUUGUUUCGAAAGGUCGAAUGUUCGAGUUCCUUUGUUUUUUCAUGUAUUAUGCUGGUUUCUUUGGUUAGUCAUCCGACAAGCCAGGUUGAAGCUUUGUUCUAAAAUGAACUUGCAUAAAGAGUUGUGACCACUUUCAUGUACAGAAAUGCAAAUUGGCCAAUCAGUGAGUGAAUCACUGAGUCACUGCUUUA